Molecule: messenger RNA, 2960 nt
Organism: Chara braunii
Lineage: Eukaryota; Viridiplantae; Streptophyta; Charophyceae; Charales; Characeae
Source: the annotation of a GenBank genome assembly
UCUAUGCAAGUGCAAGUUUGUGUGCAAUGAGUUGUUUCUAUUGUCCAUUGUGUAUAUUACAGCCUUGAGCAGGCAUGGUUGCUGUGGGUUGUGAGUUCUGCAGCCUUGCUCUGCCAGGUGGCAGCUGCUCACUGUAUCGCCUCGACGUCGGCUAUCAGUUCGGUGCGUGUCCAGGCAUUUCAAGCGGUAUCGUUGCAAAUGCACUAGACGACAAGCGCGGCCCCCCAAUUCGCCUCAACCCCAAGGAACCGGUCACUCAAGAAGAAGAGGAGUUUGAUGUGGUAAUUCUGUCCAAUGGACCUGGUGAAGUCGCAGCAUGGGUACGACCCGUUGUAAGAGCUCUGCGGAGGCGGUUUGGAGAGGAUCAAGCUGCAUUGCGAAUAUCGGUGGUUCUUGCUCCAUGUCCCCAUGCAUCUGGCACGGAAACCGCAUUUGUGCAAUCAUUCAAAGAAGUCGACCGCUGCCAGGCUCCUGGAGGCUUUCCUGAUUUUCUCCUCUGGGGCAAAACUACAGAUAAUUGGGAUUGGCGCAGCCGUGGCGUCUGCAUAUUUCUUGGGGGAGAUCAAUUCAAUGCUCUUCUGAUUGGGUGGAGACUGGGUUACAAGACGGUGGUGUACGCAGAAGAUGCUGUACGGUGGGCCGGGCGUUGCCGGGUCAUCGGUGAUUUAUUUGCAGAUGCUGUUGCUGAUGGUGAGCUCACAGACUCUCUUGGCGAAGCUGCGAAUUUCCUGGAAACAGCGCCGGAGUACGAGAAAGCUUCUGCGUGGGAGAAAGAGCAUGACAAUCUGUGCUGUGGAUCAGAGCAGCCCUGGACUGAAAAACCUUUGUCUGAAAGGCGCUUGGAAGGAAGAGUUCGCAGACAUGGAAUUGAUAAUGCAAAUCCAACUGGGCCAGUUAUUGGGCUUCUUCCUGGAUCAAAGAAAGUGAAGCUGAUGCUUGGAAUCCCUUUCAUGAUGUCAGUGGCGGACAACAUCUCCAAACGAUUUCCAGGUGCUCGCUUUGUUAUCCCAUUGGCUCCAACAGUGGAUCUCGGCAUGAUUGCAGAGCAUGCGGACUCAUCCACAAAUCCAGUCAUCGAAAAGUCAGGAUGGGCUUCUGGCACAGUUAUUCCCCUGCAAGACUUGGGUAUCUCAAACCAAUCUUCAGCUGCAUUGUCCACAGUAUCACUUGCAGAGGAAACAAGGCCGGAUGGGAUGUUCCAGUCGCGUUUAUAUCCGAAGUGCACGGGAAGUAACCGCAAACCAGACGGAACGAAUGUUUUUCAAAAUGGGGUGACAGAGGACGUCUUCGAGGACAUCAAUCACGUGCAGUACCUUUCCGAUAGCGGUAGUGAGCUGAGCGCUGGCGUACAUCGUCAAGCACUGGCCAGGAAACCUGGAAAUGAGGAGGGGCGUCUGAGCGCAGGUGAUUCUGAUCCUGUUGAGGGUGCUGCUUCUGAGCCGUUGGAUUCUCAUCGAUCAGCGGCCAAAGGCAGCACAUUGGCAGUGGGCAGUGUCGCAGGUGUUUUUGAAACAGGUAGAGGCAGCGGCGGCCACCAUGAGAGAGAUGCGCCAACGCGAAGCCCGUCACAUGCUGAAGAGCAGCUAAGCAGUUGCAAUGCCGAACGGGCAGGCAGGUUGGAUUUGUUUUCGUCGACAAGUUUUUCAAGGCCACAUGAAUUGACAUCAGGAGAAGAGGGUAGCUGGCAGAGUGGACUGUCGCCGGCUAGUGUCUGGCCAGGGACUGUUGCUGUCAUGGAGACUGCAAAGGGAACGUCCAUACUGGUCUGUGAGCAGUUCCCUCCGUACGAGUUGUAUGCGAAAUGCACGCUAUGUCUGACAACGAUGGGAACGAACACAGCCGAGCUGGGGUCUCUGGGAGUUCCGAUGGUGGUGAUUCUCCCAAGUGUGGGACUAGAGGUUUUCCGCGGUGCAGUUGGCGGCAUCCUUGGAUUGUUUGCGAACUUACCUGGCGAGAUUGGGAAAGCGGUUUCCAGAACAGUUAACACCUGGCUGAUCAAAUCUGCAAAGUUCAUUGCUUGGCCCAAUAGAUGGGCAAAAGAGGAAAUUGUCCCAGAGCUAAUCGGUGAAGUGACGCCUGCUGAUGUUGCGGAUGUGGUAUUGCAACUCUUAAUCCAUCAAGAGAAACUUGAUGAGAUGAGAUCUAAACUAUUAGCCUUGAAUGCUCGUAGAGAGGAGCAUCCCUCAAGGAAUCUGGAACUGGAAGCAGAUGAGCAACCCUCCGUGCAUCCAAGGGCGUCGCCGGGCGUGAAUCCAAGACGAAUGCAGGAUGACUCUGCCCCUCCCGUUCGCGACGAGGGAAGUACCGCUUGCACGCGUGUUGAAUCAAUAAGAAGAUCAGGUGCUGCUAAUGCUAUAGUCCACGAGGUUGCGAGAUUGGUGAAGGCUUCGUGAGCAUGGCUGGUGUGGCUGGCGUGAUUGGUUGGGGAACCAGCUGGACGGGUACGUGUGGAGGGACGAUCCAGGCCUCUUUUCGCGAGCUAGUGGCGGGGGUUGAGUUUGGUGCUGCUGCGACAACCGGAGACUGGAAAUAAGUGUCGGGUUCAGCCAGGCGGUUCUGGAAGCAUCCGCUGCUGCAGGUCGUCAUUCACUGCAGCCCGGACAAAGGUGCAGGCUUGAGUCCCCACUCGACUAGGCUUAUUCGAUCUCUUUGCUGGGAUAUUCUUUGAGCUUUGCACAAAUGGAAAAAGCGGUGGUUAUUGGAAGUGAGCGUUGGGUUACGCCAGAGCAGAAAUAAGCGUUGGGUUGAGCCACGCAGUGCUAGAAGAAGCAUGGACUGCUGCAGGUCACCAUUCAGUGUAGCCCCGACAAAGGUGCUGGCUUGGGCCCACUGGACUACCAUCUUCGACCGAAUAGAACGUAUGGUCCUUAUGCCUGUAGUUGAGGCAACUUUCAGUCAAGAUAUGGCUACAAUGACCGUACGUUCUAUUCGGGGGCAAGACGGUAUGCUUAUUAGAUCUU